Maniola jurtina (meadow brown) is the source of this 1773-nucleotide messenger RNA. Its product is annotated as protein rolling stone-like. The record is from RefSeq and is a predicted model, not a curated record. NCBI's taxonomy places the organism in Eukaryota, Metazoa, Arthropoda, Insecta, Lepidoptera, Nymphalidae. Bases 632 to 1453 code for a protein of 273 amino acids. Gene Ontology annotation, cellular component: membrane. The transcript is spliced from 4 exons.
CUUAUCACAACUUUGGAAUUCCGCACGUAAGUAUAGUACCUACAUACCCAUUGAGCUUAUUUGCUAACGUAAUUGCUAAAGCAAUAUCUUGACAUUGAGGCUUAGAACCAGUUUGGAUCUACAGAACAGCUGAUUACAUAAAAUAAAACAGCACAGUUUACGCAAGUGCACCGCCGAGUGCGGCUGCGGGCGCAGUCACCGACUCCUUGUCUCGCCGUCGACCGUUCGUAAUACUUCGCAUUCGCGUUCGCACCUUUGUUUUCAAACAUAAACCUUUAUUCGCGAUAUCUAGCCAAAACAAAACAAUAAAACUUAUCAGAUUAUUCACCAACCUCUUACCUUACUCGUACUCCAUCAUUCCAUCGCUCACAAUGCGGUCGACUGUGAACAGAAAAGUUUCUUGAUUAUAAUAAGAUAGAUAGGUUAUUUAUUUACUUUAGAUGGUUGAUCAUUGGUUAGCGAUAAUGAUACUUUAUCGAUAACAAAUCUGAUUAACUCUCAACAAGAUCUCACUCGGUGUGUGUUACGAAAUUUUUAUCAAACAGCCUAUCUUGGGUCUGUUCGGAAUUUAUUGAGUUUGAGGAAAUAUGCUUAUAAAGUUAUGACUGCAAGUGUUCGUCAGUGAGAGAAAAUGGUGAAAUGUUUUAGGAAGAGCAUUUCGCUCUCCGAUUUGUGGGUAACGUCUCAUGAACGGUGGUCGGAUUUUUACCUCACGUCAUGGCAGCGUGGAGACUCGCCAGUGCCGAUGCUGGUGAUACGGCUGGUCCUGGCGGUGAUCGCAGUGGGCAUCUUCAUUUGGUCAUUAGUGAAUGCACCUACUCCCUAUUGGCUCAUCUAUCUGACGAACUGGGGUCUGUUGCUGAUCACUCUGUUGACACUGAGUGGCGCAAUAGUAUCCCUAUUCGCUGUUUGCAAACGGAUACCUGAUGGAGAUACUUUGCCGUGGUACGUGAGCACGUACUGGCUUUUCUACAACAUCGCGACCACCGUCGCCAUCAUAAUUACCGGCCUCUACUGGAUCUUGCUCUACAACCCUGAACAAAGAGAGCAACAAGAGGCGUCGCAAUUCUGGCUAGACCUGUCGACGCACGGGUUCAACUCGUGCGUUGCGUUCGUGGAGAUUGUCAUGUCGCGGACUCCACUGCGGUUGCUGCACAUUUACCAGCCCCUGGGCUUCGGGCUGUGGUAUGCAGCCUUCUCCGGAAUUUAUUACGCAGCCGGCGGCACCGAUGCCAUGGGAAACACUUUCAUCUACGAAAUACUGGACUGGGGGCAAGGAGGGCGCGUCAGCAUCGUGAUCGCAGCGACAGCCGCCGGUCUGAUCCUCCUGUACGUGAUACUGUGGAGCGUCACGCUCUGCAGGGACAAGAUAUCGACUUCCCUCAUUCGCACCACGAGCUUGGAACUGCCCUUCACACCUCCAGACCGACACUCGCCAAGUGGGAUGGUGUGAGCUGGGACCUCACGUUAAUACUAAAGCAAGACAACGCGCGAUGCAGCUAGCAAGCUGGAAGCUCCUACGCAGCUCGGCAGUGUAUGGUAAACAGAACAUCUUCGUAGAUCUUUACCCAUUUGUUCGUACUUCGUAGUUCCUUGUAUUGUAUAACACAACUACAAUAUAAGGAUCCGCGGUGUAGACGUGUCCAUUGUCGCGCGCUGCGUUAAAUAUUUAGGGUUUCGUACUUGAAGAGUGUCAACGGGGCUGUAUCUCGUGAACCUUAAUAGGUAGAGAGUUGAAAUUUUCACAGAAUGUGUAUUUCUAUUUUCUUUAAU